Molecule: messenger RNA, 846 nt
Organism: Caenorhabditis sp. 36 PRJEB53466
Lineage: Eukaryota; Metazoa; Nematoda; Chromadorea; Rhabditida; Rhabditidae
Source: the annotation of a GenBank genome assembly
AUGCUCGAAGAGCAGGCACUCCACGCGAGCGGAUACCUUGAAGCGUGCGAUCUUUCCACUUCGCCGUCCUCUCCCUGCCUUCUGCGCGCUGCUGCUGCUUGCAGCAUGGUUCUAUUCUCUUCUCCAAGCUUCUCAGAGUCCUCGCCCAUAAGAAUUCCACUAUAUCAUAAUCGGAUGCUCGAAGAGCAGGCACUCCACGCGAGCGGAUACCUUGAAGCGUGCGAUCUUUCCUCUUCGCCGUCCUCUCCCUGCCUUCUGCGCGCUGCUGCUGCUUCCAUCAUUCUUCUAUUCUCUUGUCCAGGCUUCUCAGAGUCCUCGCCCCUCAGAAUUCCACUAUAUCAUAAUCGGAUGCUCGAAGAGCAGGCACUCCACGCGAGCGGAUACCUUGAAGCGUGCGAUCUUUCCUCUUCGCCGUCCUCUCCCUGCCUUCUGCGCGCUGCUGCUGCUUCCAUCAUUCUUCUAUUCUCUUGUCCAGGCUUCUCAGAGUCCUCGCCCCUCAGAAUUCCACUAUAUCAUAAUCGGAUGCUCGAAGAGCAGGCACUCCACGCGAGCGGAUACCUUGAAGCGUGCGAUCUUUCCUCUUCGCCGUCCUCUCCCUGCCUUCUGCGCGCUGCUGCUGCUUGCAGCAUGGUUCUAUUCUCUUCUCCAAGCUUCUCAGAGUCCUCGCCCAUAAGAAUUCCACUAUAUCAUAAUCGGAUGCUCGAAGAGCAGGCACUCCACGCGAGCGGAUACCACAGGCGUGCGAUCUUUCCACUUCGCCGUCCUCUCCCUGCCUUCUGCGCGCUGCUGCUGCUUGCAGUAUGGUUCUAUUCUCUUCUCCAAGCUUCUCAGAGUCCUCGCCCAUAA